AUGCCUAGGCAAUCAGGCGCAGACACAGGCUGCUCGGAAUGGCUGAACAAUUGCAUGAGCAUCAUCUGCAAUUUUGCAGGCAGCGGGUCUUUCAAGAAGACCAAGGCAUCCUUUUGGAUUGCGUGUGACGAGACAGACGAGCUGCAGAAACAUGACUGGCUGCGUGCGGCACCUGCUGAGGGAAUGGAUUUCUCAGAUCAACAACUGGAGCCAGAUUUUUUCUAUUUGACUGAGAAAGCUGCGUGCCAUCUGAAAGUGGUCUUGGAAUAUUCCCGGCGUGCAAACCUCGGUCACUACACUGCAAGUUUCGAUGAACCGGGGAAGCUGUCAGUCUUGGAGCUGAUCCAUUUUCUUGCUGCCAAUGCGUGGGCUGAAGAGGUCUGCCCAGCAGGCAAAAUCACGCAGAAGCCUCCCGUGACUGCUCGUGGCCCGUGGGUUUGGUAUUCUCAGCCCAAGAAGGCCCCAGCUCGCGCGUAUCUUUUGGUCCUUGCCCAGUGCACUAGAAUAUGGAACACUUGUGCGGAGAUCCACCAUGGACAAGUGAACAAGCAUCCGGGUAAGGAUUGCAUGUGUUUGGUACUUAGUGCCGAGUGCUGA
Symbiodinium natans is the source of this 597-nucleotide messenger RNA. The record is from the annotation of a GenBank genome assembly. Lineage: Eukaryota; Dinophyceae; Suessiales; Symbiodiniaceae.